ACGCUCGUGUAUCAAUCGCUUGCUAAUGCACGCGUCAUUCAUGAUUUAAAAGGGUUCUCUCGCCACCGGCAUUCAAGAUGGCAGCGGCCUAGCGCGCAGCGUGCUCUCGAGAACGUCUUGUCCCGUACACGUGCAGCACGGCUCGGUUGUCGAGAAAUGUUCUCCAGAUUUUGCAACUUGUGCCAGAGACCCGCGUACGUCCAGUUCGCGCAACUGCAAAGAUGCUACAGGAAAGGCCCCAAGAGAAGAGGUAACGCCAAGCGCGUCGAGGCACCGAGAAAUACAGAAGACAAGACACCGAUAAUCGUCGGUAAACGGAAAGAGUUCAACUUCUACGAGGGGCAAACGUAUCCCAAGUACGAGCCGAUACCACUGAUCAGCAAAGGAUGGCAUCACUAUAAAUCUAAAGGGGACUACUUCUCUGUAUAUCCUCUCACGAGCGUAAAAAAAGAGUCGUACGGCAAGUCGUUGAAAAAUGAAGAGGGAGAAGAAGAAGAAGACGCAUGCGACUCUUUCGAUCAGUUUGGAUUAGAUCCACAAUUAAUAGACGUCUUAAAAAGAUACAGUAUAACGAAACCUUUGAAGAUACAGAAAAUGGGGAUACCAAAGAUAAUAAACGGCGCCAAUACCGUCAUAGCGGCAGAAACCGGUUGUGGGAAGACGUUAACUUACCUCCUACCCAUGAUAGAUGAGGUUUUAAGGUGGAAAAAGUUAGCAGGGCAUCGAUACAAUGCUCCUCUUGGACUGAUUGUGACGCCUACUCGAGAAUUGGCAUUUCAAAUUGGGCUGGAAGCGAAAAAGAUAUGCCAGUAUCUUGAUAUUCGUACAAAAAUUAUCACCGGUGGAAAAACGAAGAAGAUGAUGCUGGAUCCACCCAUGGAGAUGGUCGAUAUCGUUAUAGCCAGUUUCGGAGUUAUCAGCAAGUUAACUACAAACAAGGUUUAUGAAUUGGACCUGGUCAGGCACAUUGUAUUGGACGAAGCGGACGCUUUGUUCCAUGACACGUUUGAGGAGCAACUGCAAGUAUUCUUGAAAAGGGUGCCGCUCGGUUUCGCGCAAACCGUGGAGGAUGCCAAGCUACCAAUAAGCGCCCAAUUCACGUUAGCUUCCGCGACGAUGCCUUCGAGAAUGUCAGAGGUUCUGGACGGUAUCAUAAAUGUGCAAUCGUUGGAGCACGUGGUAUCGAACAAGUUGCAUCACAUUCUCGUGCCGCAAAAAUUUAUAAGAAUGGGGUCAAGCGAGAAGCCGGCCGAACUCCUGAAAUACAUCAAACCGAAAGUGGCCAGCAGAGAGCAAGUGAUUAUCUUCAGCAACAACAACGCCACUUGCAAUUGGGUCAGUAUGUUCCUGGACAAUAGCAACGUACAAACGGUCCCCUUGAACGGCGACAUGCCGCUGUAUGAGAGACAGAACAAGUACGCCACCUUCAAAAGCGGCAAAUGCCGAGUGUUAUGCACUACAAACGCCGGAUCGAGGGGUUUGGAUACGGUGGCGAUACGUUAUGUGUUGAACUACGAAUUUCCGGGUGCGACCGCCGAUUAUAUCCACAGAUGCGGUAGAACCGGAAGAGUCAGUAGCGUUGAGGACUGCAGAGUGGACAGUUUUAUAAGCACUCCGAAAGAAAUUGCUGUAGUGCAAAAAAUAGAGAGGGCGAUACGAAAGAUGAAACCAAUACCGAUAUUCGAUAUCAACGAAGGGCAGAAGGAGGACGAUACCUACCUGCCAUUUGGAUCGGAAAGUGAACCGGAAACGCAGCAAGAAUUUAGCAUACCAUUCUGAAUCGUAUUACACGAUUGUGUAAAUAAAGAUUGUUUUACUGCUCGAUAA
Vollenhovia emeryi is the source of this 1827-nucleotide messenger RNA. It is a transcript of the gene Dbp21E2, whose product is annotated as probable ATP-dependent RNA helicase DDX28. Gene Ontology annotation, cellular component: mitochondrion. Gene Ontology annotation, biological process: mitochondrial large ribosomal subunit assembly. Gene Ontology annotation, molecular function: RNA helicase activity; nucleic acid binding; ATP binding. Bases 157 to 1779 code for a protein of 540 amino acids. The transcript has 7 exons. The record is from RefSeq and is a predicted model, not a curated record. Lineage: Eukaryota; Metazoa; Arthropoda; Insecta; Hymenoptera; Formicidae.